CGCGCGGUGCAGUCGCCGCAGCCGCGGACCAGACGGCGUUCGCCCGCCGCGAGGUCCACGUCGGCCGCCCGCCCGCUCCCCGCGAUGCCUUAGAGCCUCCAGGUUGCCCUAGAGGACUCAGCCUUGGUGGCUAGUGUGUGUGCUUGGAAGCCAGGAGAAGCUGUUCUGCUGGCUGCACCCAUCCUACUUGACCAUCACUUGCCAUGGAGGCCCCAGAGGUCCCUGUAGGCUCCCUGAUUGACUUCGGGACUGAACCACCCACUUCCGCUCCCCUGGAGGCAGCGUCUGCAACGCUGCAGGACCCAGAUGGCUCCCUGGGUGAUGGCGCAUCUGAGAGUGAAGCCACCGAGUCUGCAGACAGUGAGAAUGACAUGGGAGAAUCACCCUCGCACCCAUCUUGGGACCAGGACCGCCGCUCUUCCUCCAAUGAGUCCUUCUCCUCUAACCAGAGUGCUGAUUCAGCCCCUGAUGAGGAGACCCUGGCACUCCGCGAGUUUAUGCGUGGCUAUGUGGAGAAGAUCUUCUCUGGAGGGGAGGACUUGGACCAGGAGGAGAAAGCCAAGUUUGGAGAGUACUGCAGCAGUGAGGAUGGGAAGGGUCGUGAGUGGUUCGCGCGGUACGUGAGUGCCCAGCGCUGCAAAUCCAAGUGUGUGUCAGAGCCGACCUUCUACCGCCUGGUGCAGUCCUUUGCAGUGGUGCUGUUUGAGUGCCAUCAGAUGGAUGACUUUGGACCUGCCAAGAACCUCAUGACCAUGUGUUUCACGUACUAUUACCUCGGCAAGACUCACCUGCCCCUCAUGGAGCCCAGGGAGAAGCCAGCGGGCAGCAUCGACUCCUACCUGAAGUCUGCCAACAGCUGGCUGUCAGAGAAAAAGGACAUUGCUGAGCGGCUGCUGAAGAACACAGAAAAUAUGAAAGGCUUCUUUGGGGGGCUGGAGACCAAGCUGAAGGGGCCUCUGGUCAGGAAAAAUGAGGAAGAGGAGAACAAACCCAAGGACAAACAGCUGAAGACUGUGACCGUGGUCAGCCCUGAGGAUGAGCAGAAGGGGGAGAAGGUCUACCUGUACACACACCUGAAGCAGCAGCCCAUCUGGCAUACACUGAGAUUCUGGAAUGCAGCCUUUUUUGACGCCGUCCACUGUGAAAGGCGGAAACGAUCCCCCACCACCAGAGGGGAUGCUGGAGAGCAGGAAGAGAAGAGGGAGAAGUGGUGUCACAUGACCCAGGAGGAGAGAGCUGACAGCCUGCGGUUCAAUGAGAACAUCACCUUCGGGCAGCUGGGCACGUUCACUCACAACAUGCUGGCUUUCGGCCUGAGCAAGAAGCUAUGCAGCGACUUCCUGAAGAAGCAGGCUGUGAUCGGCAACCUGGAUGAGGAGCAGUACAAGCUGCUGAGUGACCACAUCGAGCAGAUGGCCACUGAAUAGGAGACUGCGGUGCAUGCCGCUCUCUGGGGCCAGUGACUGGCCGUCCGUCACCCCAGCAAUGACCCUGCAUGACACCAGCAGCACCCAGAGCCAUUCCUUGCUGCCUUAGAACUAGCAUUUAGUGGACUCUGACUACCCAUAUCCCUGUGUCUAUUCCCUCAUCUACCUGCAAGGUGUCACAUGGCCAAAACUGAGGGUCUACCCUCUAAGCACCACCAGCUUAGGAGAUGAGACCAAAGGAUGAGAGGAAGCCAGAGCCAGGGGAGGGUGGGCAAGGACCAAGGGGGAAAGCACAAUGGUGAGGUAAGGACAGAGCCACAGGCAGAGGCCUGGCACUGUGGCCAGAUGGACAGAUGGGAGGAGCUCUGUGAGUAGAAGCUGUCGAAGGGGUGUGGAGCCUACAGAAAGGCCUUGGAUGCUUGCUCUUCCUACCUCCCUCCUUGUGACAGGAACUGGAAGUCAAAAGGACUGCAGGGAAAUGGGAAGAGAGAUGCAGGGUUGAGGACACUUUUCCACUGUAGCUGAGCAUCUUGUUCAUCAGGAGCACUGUCCCUGGCUCAAGAGGAGCUGGCUGUUCAGAACAGCCCUGAGCUGCCAUUGCUGUCAGCCUGCUUCAGAAGCAGCAGCCACAUCUGGAAUGCAAGACCCUCGGAGAGAAGUUUCUUCAGCAGCUGUGAGCUCACUCUGAGAGCAGCUGGCCCGGCUGCGUAGGUCUGAGCACGGUCUGAGUGAGGCCUCUGGCAGGUGCACUGGCCUUGAAGUCUGAGCCUGUGGUCCUUUUCCCUCCAUCUGCAGACGUACCUCCAUCCAGUUUCCAGAGCUGGCUAAUGUACCCCUGUACCAGACUGGCCUGCAGGAAGCAGGUCUGACCACAGGGUUCGCUGCUGGCGUCAGAGCUGUCCUCUUCUGUGCACGUCUGCACUGCUUGGGCUCCCUCUGCCUUCAGCCGUGGCUCUUCGGGUCACUGGCCUUGCACUAGGCCUGCAGGCUCUCCUUCCAGCCUUCAUCGCCUCAUCCCUGGCUACCCCUUGGCCUUCCGUCAGAGUCAGUCAGUGUCUGUCUGGGAGCACAGCAAACCCUUUCCUGACAGCACUACCCAGCUGGCGCAAACAAGCCUUCCUUGUGGGAAGCGCCUCCCUGGAAUAUUCUAGAGCAGAGUGGGGCAGUUGAGCUACAGAACAUGUAUGUCUUAGAUACUGGGGCGGGGGUGACAGAAGCAGCAGGUUUAUAUCACUGAGCCGCUCAUGCAAAUACUGACAGCCAGGCUGUGCACCUGGUGGCAGCUUGGUGAGGUACUCAUGCCUGAGCAUCCUGCCAGUAGAGGGCAGCGUGCGAGCCGAGGGCUGGGGCAGACCAACAGUUGGGAUGCCCAGCUGUAGGACCCUGUGACUGCCUAUCCCUGUUUUGGGGAAGUAAGGCCAAGUUGACCAGUGUGUGGCCCUCUUCACUCCAGCCCCACCCCCAGAGAAUGCACCCUUCUAGAGUUCCUGUCCCCUCUGGAGUAUCUUUGGGUCACACAAGCUUGCAAGGAGGCCUCUCCCAGCUCACCCUGGCCCUGGCAUUCAUAUUAGUUCAAGAGUAGUAAGCCACGACUCUAAGGUCCUGUAAGACUGACCUUUGUACACACACUGUACAGCAGCCCUGCGGUGGUCUGACCCCUCUCCUCUGUCCCCUGGCCCCGUGGCUGUGCAUAGUGUUCAGGACAAAGAGCUCUGGCUUUCCAAGCACUUGGACUUUAGAAAUGUCGUUGAGACUGCCCCACAUAGACCUCUCAAGAUAGCAGUUUGAGGAGGAAGGAGGGUGGCUUUGUUUUCUCUUUUUGUCCUUAUUCUUACAAAUCCAGGCCCACACGUGGCAGUCUAGUCAUGAGAGAGGGGUGACCUGCUGAGCAAGGCCCAUAAAGCACUGCCAGGGAUGUGGCAGCUCUCUGGAGAUAAGAGUGGCUCUGGGGGAGGAAGCAAAGUGUCCCACCACAUGUACAUGUCCCUUGUGGCUUUGGUGAGCGCUUCACUUCUGGGUGCCCCUGGCCAGUGUCUGCAGGAAGAGGCUCCAGUGCUCAGAAGGCGGCUGGCAGCCUGCCCAGUAGGUGUCCUGUCUUCCUGUAAUGGCUGUCCCCUACUGUUCCUACAAGCAGGCAUGAGCUGGGCUCCCGGCAGAGCACUUGCUGGUCACCCUCCUGCAAACGGGGGCUGAGACAACACUAGUAUCUCCUAAGCAGUGUCUUCAGCCCCCAGGAGGCAGCAGCCCAGAUCUGCAGGAUGCCAUUGUUCUGGCAUGUAAAAAGUCCCUGCUGUGAGACCAGGACAGUGGCGUGCUGCGGCAUGGUAGGGUUUAGCCUUUGUUAGCAAUGUUAGUGGAUGCCGGGAAACCAUUGUCUUAGCCCCCAGACUGCUGCUGCUCUGUGUGUGCCUAUCCACAUCCUACCACAAGCACAGAGCUAGAGGCAGCCACACAGGGCAGUUGGUGGACCGGAUUUCCCUGUGGCCAAAAGAAAGGUAAGAGGCUGAAGAGCAAAACUGUCAGAGGAUAGGGAGGGUCCAUUUCCAGGCACCAUGUGCACAUUAAGGGUGGUUUGUGGCUGGGUGCUGUGGCACACACCAGUACUAACAGCACCAGGAAGGCAGGAGGGUUAUGAGUUCAAGGCCAAAUGUGAAAUCACCAGGCAUGGUAGCACACGCCUUUAAUCCCAGUCCUUGGAGGCAGAGGUAGGAGAACUGCUGUAAGUUCAAGGCCAUCCUGAGACUACAUAGUGAAUUCCAGGUCAGCCUAGACUAGAAUAAGACCUGACCUUGAGAAAGAAAAAAAAAAAAACAAGGACAGUCUGGGCUACAUGAAAACCUAUCAAAACAAAAAUGAGUGGUCCUGGUAACACAGGCUGGACUUCGGCCAGCGCUGCAGCUUAGACCCUAGCCUCGUACAGAGUGGCAUCGUGCCUCCUCGUCUCCCCCUCCAGCCUCUGUUCCCACUUCUGCAGCUGGGGAAAUGCAGGGUUCACUUGCAAGGCAGAAGCCAUAGCUCUCCCAGGGACAGCACCAAUCCUGGGAACUCCUGCUACUAUGAGUCACCAUUGUGAGCAAAGGAACAUGCAAAAGCCUUUGUCAUAGCACCAGGCCAGAGCAGAGACUCACGUCCAACCUCAACCUUGGUGGGUCACACUGAUUAGUCGACUUUUCCAGUGGGGAGGAUUUGGCUAGGAUGUGUGCUGGGAGAGCUUUAUUUCAGCCCCUGAAACAGCAGCUAGUGGAUAGCCAGGAACCCAGUCCUGCCAAGACCAGUGGGAGCUUGAGAAGGGACUCCAACAUUAGAGGCGCCCUUGCUGUGGAAGAGGUAGGAAAGGGCUAUGAGGGUAUCAGUGGUGCAGCAUUAGACUCAGGGGAGGGUGGAAGGGCCCUGUUCUGCAAAGGGGUCUGUGCUGGUCUCUGCACACCAGGCCUUGAGCUCCAGGCUGCUGCCCCACUCAUCCCACACCACUGAGCAGGCCAGCUCUGAAGAGCUGUCCCCCUAAGGGCUGGGCUGCCUCUCUACAGGACAUCACACAUGGCCAUGGGCUCAGAGAUGUGUGUUGCAGAGGAAGCUUCCAAGCUAGGUUCAUGUCACCAGGCCAUAUUGGCUGGAAAGGCUCCUGGUGGGCAUGUAGGUCAUGCCCAGGUCUUUGAUCAGCUGGUUCCCUGCGCUCAGGCAGGCCACCCACCUCAUUAGGUUACUACCUGCCAAGAGCAGGGAGCAUUGGUUGGUCCUGAGCAAAUAGAUGAAUUCUUUUCUAGACUGAACACUCCUCCAGUGGGACUGUCCUCCAUGGAAGGCUCCUGAGGGCCACUGUUCCAAACCUUGGUCUCUAUGUCAGCUGCUUCCCUGGGGACAGAUGGAAUUCAGGGCCCCAGGGGCCAUUCUGAUCUGCUGUGGGGUGACCAGGCCCCACGCCUGCUCCCAGUGCCCCUACGUCACUUGGCCUGAGCCCUGAAGAACAGAUGAGGGCAGAGCUGGGAGCACCACUCCAAGCCAGGCUAUGUCCAUGUGGCAGGGAGGGACCUAACCCAAACUUAACUGCAGACCAUACUCUCCUGAGCUGCGCCUCCAGGGACCUUGCACUUUAGCUAGACGGCUCCUGAUCAGAGCUCCCCCUGGCUUUGAGCCUGGGCUGGGCCUGUCCCGUCCUUGCCACUAGAUGUGCUCAGGAGGAGGGAGUCUAGGAGGCUGGCCAUUGCCUCCCUGGCCAAGACGCUGUGUUAGGGCCAGUUGGGGGAAGGGGCCUGGGGCUAUGGCCUGAUGCUGUCACUUGCAGUCACAGCAGGGAUAUAUUGAGAGGAAUGAGCUAAACAUUUGACCACUAGAGAAUACAAAAGACUCAAGCAAGCUGCACUCUCCCCAUAAGAUGUGUGAUUCUAUCAGGCCCUGGCCACUGGCAGCCCAGGUCACACCCCAUGUUCCAGCAGAGCUUUCCGUGGUGACUCCACCUGGACACUCCCCAUUCUGUGUCACCAAAUUCCAUACCUGCCAUCGUCACACCGAGGUUGCUGGCAGUCCCCAGUGAUAGUGGUGUUUUCUGUGUUACAGUUAUGCAGUUUUGUGUCCCAUCAGGUCAUGUUCUAAGAUUAAGAUUGAGAAGGUUUCAAGGUUGAAGAUCUCAAGACAGUGUUGUUUCCUGUAAAGAAAAAAUGUGUGUGUAUAUAUGUUUAUAUAUAGUAUGUUGGCUUGUCAGAGGGUGAGAACUGAAAUAGAUUCUCUUUUAAAAAGAA
Jaculus jaculus (lesser Egyptian jerboa) is the source of this 6163-nucleotide messenger RNA. Its product is annotated as KIAA0513 ortholog. Bases 204 to 1427 code for a protein of 407 amino acids. NCBI's taxonomy places the organism in Eukaryota, Metazoa, Chordata, Mammalia, Rodentia, Dipodidae. The record is from RefSeq and is a predicted model, not a curated record. The transcript has 13 exons.